Molecule: messenger RNA, 2164 nt
Organism: Triplophysa rosa
Lineage: Eukaryota; Metazoa; Chordata; Actinopteri; Cypriniformes; Nemacheilidae
Product: double C2-like domain-containing protein alpha
Exons: 11
Coding region: 86-1366 (426 amino acids)
Source: RefSeq, a predicted model, not a curated record
CUGGUGGACUUCUCUCCACAGCGUUGUGUGACGUCUCUGUUGUGAAAUUCAGUUUUUCUUUUGUCAUCGCAUAUCAUUGAGCUAGAUGACAGUACGAAAAGGAAAGCGGAUGGCGAUCUCAAUUCAGGAACACAUGGCGAUAAACGUCUGUCCUGGCCCAAUUCAACCCAUCCGUCAAAUAUCAGCAUACUUUCCCAGACACUCCCCGACAUCCUCCUUCUCUGAUUCGUUAUCGCCAAACCUGACUAGCUGUUCCUCAGAUGCAGUUGGAGCCAAAGCAGAUGGAGUUCUGUUGUCUCCUCACUCAGCAGGAGCCACUGGAGGUGGAGGCACACUUUCAGCAAUGUGUAGCAUGGACACGUCCAUAGAAAUUGACAGUUGUGACAGUGAUGACAACACAUCCUUGGGAACCCUGGAGUUCCAACUGCUCUAUGAAACCGCGACAAGUGCUCUUCACUGCACUGUCAUUAGAGCAAAGGGUUUGAAGCCCAUGGACUUUAAUGGUUUGGCUGACCCAUAUGUGAAACUGCAUCUGCUUCCUGGUGCCUGCAAGGCCAAUAAGCUAAAGACGAAGAUUGUGAAAAACACCCUAAACCCAGUGUGGAAUGAAACCCUUACAUAUUGUGGCAUCACAGUGGAGGAUAUGUACAGAAAAACCCUCAGGGUGUCUGUGUGUGAUGAGGACAAGCUGACUCAUAAUGAGUUCAUUGGAGAGUCACGGGUGGCAUUGCGCAAAGUGAAGCCUGACCAGCCUAAACACUAUAACAUCUGCUUAGAGCAUCCACCUCCGUUGUCAUCUCCCACAGCAAUGAGUUCAGCUAUGAGAGGAAUCUCCUGCUAUCUGAGAGAGUGGGAUAGUGAGCAGCAGCGCAAUUUGGAAGAGAGAGGUCGUCUGCUACUAUGUCUGCAAUUUCUGCCUGAAUCCCAGUAUUCGGAAAGGGUAGGACAGACAGAAGCUAAAGAGCAAGCCAAAGGUGGGCUAUGUGUGGGGGUCCGCCGCUGUGCCCACUUAGCAGCUAUGGACGUUAAUGGCUUCUCUGACCCAUAUGUGAAAAUAUAUCUCAAACCUGACCUUAAGAAGAAAUCCAAGCAUAAGACUGCAGUCAUCAAAAAGACUCUGAACCCUGAGUUUAAUGAGGAGUUUUUUUAUGAGAUUACAUUUAAUGAGUUAUCCGCCAAGACAUUAGAAGUUUCGGUCUGGGACUAUGAUUUGGGGCGGUCCAAUGAUUUCAUUGGGGGCGUAUCGCUAGGAUGUAACUCACAUGGUGACGCUCUUCAGCACUGGAUAGACUGUCUCAAAAAUAAAGGCCAGAAGGUUGAGCGUUGGCACACACUGACCAAUGAUCUGCCAGGAUCAACAAUUUAACAGAACCAAGGUUUAUCCUCAGUAAGACUUUAUCUGUCACCUUCAUUCGUUUACAUUUUACCAUUGGAUUGUGUUAAUUAAGUCAACAUAACAACUUCUCUAUCAACAUUUACCUAUGUAAAGGGCCUGAAUCUUUUCUUUAUUUUAGACUAUACUUUGUUAUUUAAGUAAUUUUGUAUAGUUGUUCAUUUGUAUUAUCUGAAACUAUUAUAAUGUAAUAUAUUUGUGUUCAAUGCAGUAAUUUGUGAAUUUACGUGCUUUUAACAAAGGUUCCGACAUAUUUUAUUUCCUACAUUUUUUUUAUAAAGGUAAAGUGGCUCUACUGUUUGAAAGAAACGCUUUGCAUUGUUUGCUGCUAAUAUUGCUAUAUUUUUUAGGAUAGUUUUAGGAUAUCAUCGUCCUUGGAAAUAUAAGGGUCCAACUACAUUCUGAGCAGUUUUGAGAUAACGAGCUUCAAUUCCAUUUGCAUUCCGUUUGUCUUAGUAUAUAAAAUCUUUUUGUUUUGUAAAAAAGUCCUAAAAUGUACACAACAUAAAGAAACAAUACAUUGCAUUAUGUAAAUAAGUUGUCGCAAAAUAAGAAUAUGGGAUUUUUGACAAACAUGUGAGAUAGAACCUUCUAAGACAAUGAAAUCAAAAGAUUUUUUUAAACGGAUCAGCUGUAAUGAGAUGUAUUUUCCCAUCAACAGUCAUUGAGUCAUUAUUUGACUGUAACAUAGAGAAACACCACAAAAAACAACCAGGGUUGUAACAACUUAUUGUACUACUCAUUGUUUGGUUCAGGGUUGGUUUGCAACGA